AUGGCUCUGGUCAACCUCACAUCCGGCCCAGAUUUCCUCCUCCUUGGUCUGAUGGAUGACACAGUUGCCCAUCCAGUGUUGUUCCUGCUCUUCCUCAGCGUCUAUCUGCUCAACGCCAUGGGCAACCUGAGCAUGGUGGUACUGGUGAGGUCCGAUGGGGCUCUGUGCUCCCCUAUGUAUUACUUCUUGGGUCACCUGAGCUUUGUGGAUGCCUGCUUUACCACGGUCACGGUCCCCCGACUGCUGGUCAGCAUGCUCCACCCAGCUCAGGCCAUAUCCUUCCAAGCAUGCUUUGCCCAGAUGUACUUCUUUGUGGCUCUGGGCAUCACCGAGAGCUACCUCCUGGCGGCCAUGUCCUACGACCGCGCGGUGGCGGUCUGCCGGCCACUGCACUACACCGCGGUCAUGACACCCUGGCGCUGCAGGGCGCUGGUGGGUGCGUCCUGGGCGGUGUCCCACCUGCACUCGCUGCUCCACACCCUGCUCAUCUCCGCGCUCUCCUACCCCCACUCUGCCCCCGUGCGCCACUUUUUUUGUGAUGCGACGGUGAUGCUGAGUUUGGCGACUUCGGACACGUCCACCGCGGAGACUGCCAUCUUCUCCGAGGGCCUGGCGGUGGUGCUGACCCCGCUGCUUCUCGUGUCCCUUUCCUAUGCGCACAUCCUAGUCGCGGUGCUUCAAGUGCGGUCCGCAGGAGGCAGUCGCCGUGCCUUCUCCACCUGUGGGGCCCACCUGGUGGUGGUGUCGCUUUUCUUUGGCUCUGUCCUGUCUGUAUAUUUCCGACCUUCAUCCGCCUACUCCGCGCAUUACGACCGCCUGGCCAGCGUGGUGUAUGCAGUGGUCACACCGACCUUGAACCCAUUCAUCUACAGCCUUCGAAACAAAGAAGUCAAAGGCGCUCUAAAAAGGAGGCUCAGAUGCCGAGCUGCACCCCAAGAUGUGUAA
Marmota flaviventris (yellow-bellied marmot) is the source of this 945-nucleotide messenger RNA. RefSeq names its product olfactory receptor 1L4-like. The record is from RefSeq and is a predicted model, not a curated record. Gene Ontology annotation, cellular component: membrane. Gene Ontology annotation, biological process: G protein-coupled receptor signaling pathway. Lineage: Eukaryota; Metazoa; Chordata; Mammalia; Rodentia; Sciuridae. Gene Ontology annotation, molecular function: G protein-coupled receptor activity; olfactory receptor activity.